Molecule: messenger RNA, 663 nt
Organism: Colletotrichum tamarilloi
Lineage: Eukaryota; Fungi; Ascomycota; Sordariomycetes; Glomerellales; Glomerellaceae
Exons: 3
Coding region: 1-663 (220 amino acids)
Source: RefSeq, a predicted model, not a curated record
AUGGAUCAUCCAGUCAAGGAGAUCAAGACCGUCAUCCGGGACCUGGUCCAGGGAUCCCCAGAGAAGCAGCAGAAUGCCCUCUAUUCCAACUUCACCGAGGACGCCUCCUUCACCCACCCAUUCUGCCAUGUACCGUCCUUUGGCAACAUCCAGAUCCCGUUCCUCUUCACCAUCAACUCGCGUUGGUUGGUCCUCAUGAUUUACCGCUGGUACCGCAUCUUGAGCCCCAAUAUUGAAAUGGAGAUUGAGUCUUCUGUCCAAGACCAAAAAACAAACUUGCUCUACGUCAAGAUGCGCCAAGACUUCCGCCUGUGGUUCGUUCCCUUCUACUCGGCACCCGUCGACUUCGUCGUCGUCCUCCGCCUAGAGACCCGCACAAUCGACGCCAACGGCAACCCGUUACCUCGCGGCUACGGUGACGACGCCUCCGUCGGCACUCGCCAGCGCCAGUUCAUCGUCAGCCAGGAGGAUCACUACCAGGUCGGCGAGUGGCUCAAGUUCAUCGCUCCCUUCUUUGGGUACUGGGCCUGGCACGCCUGGACCCUCUUGGCAACUGCGAUGUGCGUUGUCGGCGCCUUCUUUGGAUAUCCUCUCACCUUGCUCUUUGGACAGAUGGCUCGGCCCAACAGUAACGGUAACGGGCAGGAGAGUAAGCGGGAGUAG